AUGAAAACACCUCAGGUGCUUCCGAAUUUGUGGAUUGUCGAACUGGAAAUGCCCGAAUUUAUACAGAAUGAAGCGGACGGUGACGAUGUAGUGAUCACAAAACAAGAGUGGAUAAAGCAAAUAUUCGAUGUCGACGGAAACAAACACAAAAAAAUGACAGCAUCCGAUGUGAAUACAUUGAAACAACGCUACGAUUACAUUAAUCGUAUGUUAACAAAAAAAGACGCAAUCAGCAUUUCAUUUAUACCCGAUUCGUUGAAAAAAGAUCGUCAGGAUCUCGACAUUUGGAAAUUACUGAAUGACUCACGAGCACAAGAAUAUCAACAAUCAGUAUUACACACAGAAAACAACUGUUAUCAACAGGUAAGAAACGGUGGUAAAGUUCUGCCGAGUGCUGCGCAUGGUCAUUCUAUUCGUCCAGAAGAAUUUGCAAAAUUAAUUAUGGAACUGGUUGAUCUUAUUAAUAGUAGUCAUAUGCCAAAUACAGAUUCGAUACUUGAACGUUAUUUACGUACGAGAUUUAUGCAAGAAGUUGUUGCCGAACAAAUACAAUUAUUCAAAAAUGAACUUUAUCUAUAUGUUUUGAAUGUAAUUUGUCCAGUAAUUUAUGAUCUGAAACGACUGGAAACCGAACAGGAACGAAUGCAGCUCAACGAUGAACUAAAUCGUGAAAGGAAACGUUUAACAAAAUUCUAUAUAAACACAAUGAUUCAAUUAGCAAAAUCGAAAAUAUUCUUCUGUACUACUGAUGUUUCUACGGGAGCGGCAUCGGAUGACACAAGACAAUUACCAAAAUCUAUUCAAGAUGAAUUGGAUGCAACUGAAUGUUGUAUGCAUGAAUUUGUCGAUCCAGAAGAGCUACUGGAAGAACGUAGACAUAUUUUGAAAUUGGUUGAAGCUCGUCGAUUAGAAGAAGAAGCUCAGCCAAUGCAGAAAAUUGCCGAAGCCGAAAAGAAACGACAAAAAGAGCUGGCCGAUCGAGAACGAGAGCGUGUUAAAUGA
This is a messenger RNA of Didymodactylos carnosus, 1002 nucleotides long. The record is from the annotation of a GenBank genome assembly. Lineage: Eukaryota; Metazoa; Rotifera; Eurotatoria; Philodinida; Philodinidae.